Molecule: messenger RNA, 3705 nt
Organism: Haliaeetus leucocephalus (bald eagle)
Lineage: Eukaryota; Metazoa; Chordata; Aves; Accipitriformes; Accipitridae
Gene: ROBO4
Product: roundabout, axon guidance receptor, homolog 4 (Drosophila)
Exons: 14
Coding region: 1-3705 (1234 amino acids)
Biological process (GO): axon guidance; cell-cell adhesion
Cellular component (GO): plasma membrane; axon
Molecular function (GO): protein binding
Source: RefSeq, a predicted model, not a curated record
AUGGCGGGCGGCUGGGCGAUGGCGCUGGGCUUGGGGCUCUGCCUCACCGCGCUGCGCCAGGGAGUGCUGCGGGACAAUUUCCGCCUGCAGCCGGGUGAUUUGGUGGCCACAGCGGGGCAAGUGUUGGAGCUGGAUUGCGUCCCCCCCUUGGGGCACCCCGAACCCCGCGUGACCUGGAAGAAGGACGGGGUGACCUUGGACUUGGCGGGUGACAGGUAUGUGGUCACCAACGGGAAGUUGCGGGUGGCACCGGCGCGACGGAGCGACUCCGGGCUCUACAUCUGCGUGGCGGCCAACACGGCAGGCGAGAGGGAGAGCCGGGGUGCCCACGUCUCCGUCCUAGAGAAGCCAACCAUCGUGCGGCGCCCAAGCGACGCUGUAGCGGUGGCCGGCAGCACUGUGGAGCUGGGCUGCGGCGCCCAAGGUGACCCGGCGCCGCGGGUGCAGUGGCACAAGGAACGUGGGGACCUGCCCUGGGGCAGGCAUGAGGUGGACCGGGAGCACACGUUGCGCCUCUACGCCGUGACGCUUGCUGACGCCGGCACCUACGUGUGUACAGCGCAGAGCCAGCUGGGCACUGCCGCCGCCACUGCCCGCCUCCGCGUGGAAGACCAGCUGUCGAUGGACCGGCAGGAGGCUGCACCAUGGGACCUGCUGGCCGUGCGGCUGCACCUGGACAAUGGCACCAUGCUGCCCACCGCCGCUGUCCGGCUCCACUGGCAGAUGCUUAUGCCAGCACCGGUGCCAGUGGGCUACAUGGUGCUGUACCGCUGCUUGCUCCCUGCCAGCACCUCCUGGGUCCAACAUGACGCAGGCAGGGAGCUCAGCGCCAUCAUCCCUGCACUCCGCAGGGGCUACAAGUACGAGUUCAAGGUCCGACCCUAUGCUGGAGGGACCCAGGGCUUGGACAGCAACAGCAGGCACCUCUGGAUACCCGAGGAAGUGCCAAGCGCGGCGCCCCAGCACGUCACCGUGGGCCAGGCUGAGACAGGGAAUGGCACCGUGGUCGUGAGCUGGGAGCCACCUCCUCCUGAGGCCCACAAUGGCAUCAUCCGGGGCUACAAGGUCUGGUCAAUGGGCGAGGGCUGGCAGCACACCACCAAUAGGACAGUGGACGAAGGCACCCGACACCUGGAAACCCUCCUCCCAAGCCCUGGGGCCAAAUUCUGUGUCCAGGUGGCGGCUUUCAAUGGUGCAGGGCUGGGGGUUCCCAGCAAUGUCACCUGCAGCGUCCUGGGGCUGACGGCAGGGAGCACCGGGGUGGAAUGGGUGCUGCGGCAGCCCGCCGUCAUUGCAGCUGCUGGCUCACUGCUCUGGUUGGCCUGGCUCGCCCUCCUCCUCCUCCUCUGCCAGCGCCUCAAAAGCCAGGACACCACACCUCACCGCAGGCUGGUGGCUGGUGACUCGCCAUGGCUCGGAGGCCCCUGGAAACCUGGCUGUGCCCCUGGAAACCUCAGCAGCAGCAGCAGCCUCAGCAACCGGCUCCUGGACAGUGACGGCAGGGACCCCCAUCCCUCCAGUGAGCCCCAGGGGUCCCUGGCCACUGUGUGCCCCAGGGACACAUCCCUGGUCACCAGGUGCCCCAAGGACAUGUCCCCAUUCACUGGGAUCCCCUGGAACACACCUCCAGCCACUCGGCAUCCCAGGGACACAUCCCCAGUCACUGAGAGCCCCAGGGAUGUGUCAUCAGUCACCAGACACCCUAGAGAUAUGUCCCUGCUCCCUGAGGACCCCAAGGACAUGUUCCUGGCCAGCAGGCACCCCAAGGAUGUGUCAGCAGUCACCAGGCAUCCCAGGGACGUGUCACCGGCCACCCAGCCCCCCAAGGACCCAUCACCAGUCACCAGGCACCAGAGGGACACAAUCUUGGCCACCAGGCACCCUGAGGACACCACCCUGGUCAGCAGGAGCCUGAGGGACAUGUCCCCGGUCACCAGGCGCCCCAGGGAUCCAUCACCAGUGACCAAGCAUCAGAGGGACAUGUCUCCAACCAGCAGGCACCCAAGGGACACUUCUGCAGUCACCAGGCACCCCAAGGAGAAGUCCCCAGCCACUGGGCACCGCAGGGACAAGUUCCUGGCCACCAGGUACCACAAGGACAUGUCUCUGGUCACCAGGCACCCCAGGGACCCAUUACCGGUGACCAGGCACCCAAGGGACAUGUUCCUGUCCAGCAGGUACCCUGAGGACUUGUCACCAGCCACCAGGCAUCCCAAGGACACACUCCUAGCCACUGGGCACCCGAGGGACACAUCCCCAGUCACCAGGCACCCUGAGAAGAUGUCCCCAGUCCUCAGGCACAGCAGGUACAAGUUCUUGGGCACCAGGUACCCCAAGGACAUAUCCCCAGCCACCAGGCACCCCAGGGACACAUCACCAGUGACCAGGCACCCAAGGGACACAUUUCUGGCCACCAGAUACCCAAAGGACAUGUCACCAGUCACCAGGCAUCCCAAGGACACAUCCCCAGCCACCAGGCACCCCAGGGACACAUCCCCACUCACCAGACACCCUGAGGAGACGUCUCCGGUCCCUGGUCACCACAAGGACACAUUCUUGGGCAGCAGGUACCCCAAGGACAUGUUACUGGCAGCCAGGCACCCUAGGGACCUAUCACCGGUGACCAGGCACCCAAGGGACAUGUUCCUGAUCACCAGGUACCCAAAGGACGUAUCACCAGCCAUGAGGCAUCCCAAGGACACAUCCUCAGCCACCAGGCCCCCAAGGGACACAUCCCCAGUCACCAGGCACCCUGAAGAGAUGUCCCUAGUCACUGGUCACCAGAGAGACAUGUUCUUGGGCAGCAGGUACCCCAAGGACAUGUCCCUGGUCACCAGGCACCCCAAGGACAUGUUCCUAGCCACCAGGCACCCCAGGGAUGCAUCACUGGUGACCAGGCACCCAAGGGACAUGUUCCUGGCCACCAGGUACCCCAAGGACAUGUCCCCGGCCACCAGGCACCCAAGGGACAGGUCCCCGGUCACUGGGCGCCUCUCGCCGGCAUUCAGCGACGGAGUCCUCACGCCGCAGCGGGUGGCUGAGGACCUGGAGAUGGACCAGGACACCACCCGCCCCAGGUACACCCCGUCCCCCUGGGAGACCACCAUGGUGGCAGCAUCCCCCAGUGCCAGCAGCAUCCUUGCCGUGUCUCCCUGCAGCCCUCCAGCACCAGCCACGCCACGGUCCUUCUCACCACCACACACCUAUGGCUACAUCUAUGGGCCACCAGCCUCCGAGCUGGGUGAGGAAGAGGAGGAGGAAGAGGAAGAAGAGCGGCCAGCAACAAGGGGCUCGCCAGGGGGUUCGCUACUGAACGGCUGGGGGUCUGUCUCGGAGGACAACUUCGCCAGCGCCCGCUGCAGCUUGGUGAGCUCCUGCGACGGCUCCUUCCUCCUGGAUGCCAGCUUCGCCCGGGCGCUGGCCGUGGCCGUUGAUGGCCUCUGCUUCAGCCUCGAGGACACUGAUGGAGCCUAUGGGGGUCCCUCACCACCACCAUCACCCUUGGAGGGGGUCUUCUUGCCCGUGGUCCCCAUCCCCACCUGGGACUGGGGGACGGCACUGGAGGUCCCAUGGAGAGUCGGGACAGAGGCGGCCACAGGCAUCCCGCAGCACGGUGGCCACAGGUCGGGGAGUGGCAGUCCCUGGGCCAGCGGUCAUUGUCCCCCCACUGUCCUCAUCCCUGCUGACUGUCCUUAUCCUUGCUGA